AAUAACAUAGAAUAAUGAAGUAGAGGAGGUUAACAAGGAGGUUUUGGAGGAAGUUAAUGCGGAGGAGCGAAGCGAGGAGCAAAGUGAUAAGGAGCAUUUGGAAAAGGAGUCAAUGAGAGAAGAUGAAGUGGUUAGGAGACAGUUCUUGCCAAGAGGAUACAAGGCUAAACAUAAAUUCCUUUCAGAUGUGUCUGUUCAGAGAGUGCGGGAUGAUGGCCCGUGUGAUCCAAAUAAGAAGAAGAAACCCCGCGACGCAAGAUGACUGGGUUCUUCUGGAACAUGCGCGGCUUUAAUAAACCAUCAAAACAUGAAGUAGUCCGCGAAUGGGUCAGGAAUCAGUCUUUACAGUUUGGAAGCUUGAUAGAAACUAGAGUGAAGGAAAGGAAGGCAUGAAAUAUUAUGAAUUCAGUUUUUCAGAAUUGGUCUCACAUGAAUUGGUCUCACAUGGCUAACUAUGAGCAUCAUCAUCUUGGGCGUAUAUGGGUUGUUUGGGGGCCAUCAGUAAGGAUGACACCAGUGUUUAAAAGUAGUCAGUUAAUUACUUGUUCAGUUCUGUUAGAAGGGAUGGAGGAGGAGAUGUUUUGUUCUUCUGUGUACGAUUUGAGCACAAUGGAAGAAAGGAAGGUUUUGUGGGAGGACUUGCGAAAUCAUAAAGAUUCACCAAUGUUUAAGAGGAAGUAGUGGCUAAUUUUUGGAGACUUCAAUGAGAUUUUGGCUGGCGAAGAGCAUUCAAGUUAUGAAAAUAGCCCUAAUGUUACUACAGGGAUGAGAGAUUUUCAGGAGCUUACUCGAUAUUGUGCUUUAACAGAUAUGGGAUCUCAUGGGCCUAUGUUUACAUGGUGUAACAAGAGGGAGGGAGAUUUAAUUUGUAAGAAGCUGGAUUGGGUUCUAAUCAAUGAUGUUGCUCUUCAUGGUCUGGGGAGGGCAUAUAGUGUUUUUGAACCGGGUGGAUGUUCUGAUCACCUCAGGUGCAGGAUACAUUUUGAUAUUGAGAACAAGCAGAAGAAAAGGAAACCGUUUAAAUUUACAAAUGUGAUAGCAAUGGAUGAAUUUUUGCCGACAGUUGAAGAGUAUUGGAGAGAAACUGAUCAACUUUUUCAUUCAACCUCAGCCUUAUACAGACUUGGGAAGAAACUUAAAGGUCUUAAGCCGGCGUUGAGGUCUCUUAGUAAAGAUAAACUGGGGCAGCUUCAUAAGCAGACGAAGGAGGCGCUAUUACUUCUUUGUGAUAGGCAUGGAGAAACCUUAAUGAAUCCGAGUUCAGAAGCUAUGAGGAGAGAGUGUGAAGCAUUGGAGAAAUGGCAGAAACUUGCAGAUAUAGAAGAGGAGGUCUUUAAGCAGAAGUCAAAAAUGCACUGGUUGGAGGCUGGUGACAGGAAUAAUAAGUUUUUUCACAAUGCAGCAAAAAUUAGAGAGGUGAUGAAUGCCAUCAGAGAAGAAGUAGUUUGUCCUGAUGGUAGUAUAGUUACAACGGAGGAAGACAUUAAAAAAGAAGCUGAGAGGUUCUUCGCAGAAAUGCUCACUCAUAGGCCGCUUGAUUAUGAAAUGCCUAAUGUGGAGAGCCUACAAGAUCUCCUUCAGUUUCGUUGCAGUGAAGAGGAUUGUGAAAAUUUAAUCAGAGACGUUUCAGCUGAGGAAGUGAAGGAGGUGAUAUUCAAAAUGCCAUCAAAUAAAUCGCCGGGACCGGAUGGUUACACAGUUGAAUUCUUCAAAGCAGCUUGGCCAAUAAUUGGGAAUGAUGUGGUUGUAGCAGUUCAAUCAUUCUUCAUCAAAGGCUUUCUUCCCAAAGAUGAUAUAAUGGUUUUCACGGAUGGGCAGAAGAGAUCGGUUGAAGGGAUUCUCAAGGUGUUUGAGAAGUUUGAGAAGCUCUCUGGAUUAAAAAUCAGCUUGGAAAAAUCGACAUUAUAUAUGGCUGGGAUUUCCGCAAAUAAUCAGAAUGCUAUACUUGAGAACUUUCCAUUUGAAGCGGGUCAGCUUCCAGUUCGUUACCUUGGUUUACCUUUGCUCACCAAGAAAAUGACAGUAGCAGAUUACCUGUCGUUGAUGGAGAAGGUUAGGACAAGAAUGUGCGAUUGGAAUGGGAGGUUUUUAUCGUAUGUGGGGAGGCUGCAGUUAAUAAAAUCUGUCAUCAUGAGUUUGACAAACUUCUCGCUCUCAGCGUUUAGGCUUCCUCGACAAUGUCUAAGUGGGAUAGAGAAACUUUGUGCUGGGUUCUUGUGGUCGGGGCCUGGGUUAAAUAUGAAGAAAUCAAAAGUGGGAUGGGCAGAAAAUUCAUUAUGGGUGAAAUGGGUUCAGCAGUAUCUGAUCCGGAAAGGAUCCUUUUGGUCUAUUAAGGAAACCACCACAGUUGGCUCUUGGAUGUGGAAGAAAAUCCUUAAGACUAGAGACUCUGCCAGAAGGUUUCAUCGAAUGGAAGUAAAAAAUGGCGAGACUACUUCUUUUUGGUAUGAUCAUUGGUGCAAUAUGGGGCGUCUGAGAGAUUUGUUGGGAGCAAGAGGGUUUAUGGAUUUGGGCAUUCCUGGAAAUUCAACAGUUGCUGAAGCUAUACAAAAACACAGAAGAAGAAGACAUCGUGUAGUGAUUCUGAAUAGAGUUGAGGAGGAGAUUGAAAAGAUAAAAUCUGCAAAUAAUGGUGCAUAG
Messenger RNA from Brassica napus (rape), 2640 nucleotides. RefSeq lists its product as uncharacterized. Bases 766 to 2640 code for a protein of 624 amino acids. The record is from RefSeq and is a predicted model, not a curated record. Lineage: Eukaryota; Viridiplantae; Streptophyta; Magnoliopsida; Brassicales; Brassicaceae. The transcript is spliced from 3 exons.